AUGAGUUUCUCCAGAAGCCUCCUCGGGCUCUUCCUCGCCGGCACCAGUCUGGCCUCGGUCACUGUCGAGGACCCUUCGGACGUGAUCGACCCGGCUGACUGGGCUGCCGACAACGCCCUGCUGGCCGACUACAAUGUGGCUUUCCCCUCGACUCAGCCAUCAGAUAUCAUUGCUGGCACUUCAUAUGUGUCCGAGAGUGUCGCUAUUGACCAUGAAUCCUUUUCGGUCGACGCCAAUGAUACCAGUGUGAUUCUGGUCGCCGAAGGAGCGACUUUUGAUGGAUCCUACUUGGACAUUCUCAAGUUUGGUUACAGCUCAAAUCUCCUGUAUGCCAGCUUCUGGGGCUUCAACGCAGCAAUCAAUGUUGCCAAUGCAUCAACGGCGAAUCUAGACCACGUCAACAUCACCGUCCACAAUGGUGGCGCCAAUGUCUACUCGUACGGCACUGACACGGUCGUGACCGUCGAGGACUCGUGGUUGUACAGCAGCGGGCCCGUGAGCCACGGCCUCUACGCCUCGGGCAACGGCACCGUAAUCGGCCGAAACCUACAGCACUACAGCGGCGGCUACCGAUCGUCGUCGUUUAGCGGCGACAGCCCGGCGGGCUACGUCUACGUCUACGACAGCGUGGCCCACGCCGCCGGCGUCGGCAGCGCAACCUACUACGCCCUAGGCACCAUUUACGCCGAGAACGUGCUGUCGGUAUCCGAGCAAGGACCCGUCGUUUUCAUGGACGGUGUGCAAAACGCCACCCUCGUCCACUGUGACGCCACCGCGGGCCUGCUCGGAGGCGUCGUGCUCUUCAGCUCCAUGGACCGGCAGUCGGGGGGGCGGCUCGAGCUCGUCGACUCCAAAAUCACCACCGUCGGCGACGACGUCCCCGGCCUGUGGUUUGGCAACACCAUUGUCGACGUGGUCAUCAACAGCUCCCAGGUCAUCUCGCCGUCGGGCGUCCUCAUUGUCGCAAACUACUCGCAGGUGACGCAGGACUUUGACUACUACGGCGGCUACCCCGACAACAACAACCUGCAGCCCGCCGAGGUCUACGCCAGCGUGUACGAGUCGAGCCUGAGCGGGGACCUGGUGCCGUACAAUGGCAGCUACAUUUCCUUUUCGCUGGAGCAGUACAGCGCGUGGGCGGGGGCCGCGUACGCCGGCUACGGAGUCGGCCUCGUCGACGUCAGUCUUUCGGCCGACUCCAACUGGACGCUGACGGCCGACUCGACGGUGCAGAACCUCACCGACGCCGACGCCUCCCUGGCCAAUAUUGACAGUGCCGGCUUUACCCUCUACUACAACUCGACUCUCAAUGAUUGGCUGGACGGCCAGACGAUUUCCUUGACUGGUGGUGGUUCUGCGACUCCGGCUUGA
Pestalotiopsis fici W106-1 is the source of this 1371-nucleotide messenger RNA. RefSeq lists its product as uncharacterized. The record is from RefSeq and is a predicted model, not a curated record. Lineage: Eukaryota; Fungi; Ascomycota; Sordariomycetes; Amphisphaeriales; Sporocadaceae. The coding region runs from base 1 to 1371 and encodes 456 amino acids. The transcript has 3 exons.